GGUAGCCGCUACUGGAUUUCAACCGCUCCUGCCUUUCCAACAUGUAGUUCGAAAACUUUUGCUUUCGAUAAACUCAAAAGGGUCCAGACCCAAAUGGUCAGUUUUCCUGCUCCUGUGAUGCUGCCUGGCCUACUGUGUUCAUCCAGCUCCACACCUUGUUAUCUCAGACUCCAGCAUCUGCAGUUACUACUACCUCUGAGAGGAGAGCACGCCCCCAUCUACAUCAAUGGAACGGAGGUUGAGAGAGUGAACAGCAUCAAAUUUGUUGACCUGUUCUGGACUUCGCACGUAAAUGUGACAGUCAAGAAGGCACAGCAACACCUCUUCUUCCUCAGGUGGCUCAGGAAAUUUGGCAUGUCCAUAACAUCCCUCAUCAACUUCUACAGAUGCACCAUUGAAAGCAUACUGUCUGGGUGCAAAACAGCCUGGUAUGGCAACUGUUCUGCCCAGAACUGUAAGAAACUACAGAAGGUGGUGUGCACAGCCCAGACCAUCAUGGAAGCCAACCUUCCAUCCGCGUACUCUAUUUACAUGGCUCACUGUCACGGAAAGGCAGCCAACAUCAUCAAAGACCCAUUGCACCCUGGUAAUGACCUCCCACAACCUCUUCUGUCAGGCAGAAGAUUCAGAAGCCUGAACGCACACCAGAAGGUUAAGGAACAGCUUCUUUCUGGCCAUUUUCAGACUGUUGAAUGGACUUUAGCCUCAAAUCAUGUAACCUGCAAUGUAAUCUGUAUGCCUCUAAGUCUUUUUGAUCUGUACAUCCUUUGCUUGCUGUGAUCUGCCUGUACCGCACAUAAACAAAGCUUUUCAAUGUAUUUUGGUACACGUGACUAUAAAAUCAAUCAAUAUUCAUGCUGUAUGUAUGUUACAGUUGUUAAAGUUCUCCCUAAGUUUGAAGUCAAAAUGGGGUUCUCCUGCCUUCACAGAAAAUGGGUGAUUUCCUGCUUUUCACAGCCAAAAUUCACAACAGCCUUUCCAUGACUUCCCUAAAUGGAAAGUUGUAUUUUCUGUCUUAAUAAACUCUUGUUGACAGACCUGCAACAAUGGAUCUCUUGCUCUUUCUUUGACCGCAAACAUUUUCUCCCUUUUUCUGUUAUACUAUGGAUGUAUACUUUAGCUUUUAGAUUAAUAAUUUUAUUCCAUUAAAUUACCUCAUGAUGCUCCUUGUGCUGCAAGUAUACAGUAUUUUGAUGGACCUUGACUUCCCUACCACAGCCUUGUCUCCUCAUGUUUGUUCAAUAUGGCAGCAAUGCUCUUGUAAGUACUCUUUAUUUCAAAAUUCUAGCCUCUUCUUUGCACUGUUAAUUUAAAGUUACCCUCCUUAUGCAACAAGGAUUUUAAAACUUACAUCACAGCACGACAGUAUGUUUGUUUCCUGGCCAAAACUUUAUCAGGAUCACUCCUACUCAUCUUCACUCCCCGAUGGAAUCUAUAUCUGCUGGAAUUUACUCGUUUUAAUCUCCUUUUAGCCUGCACUGCUGCUUCUGUGUUCCUUACAAGUUCUGAAAUUAGCUUUCUCCUUUGUUGGUAUUUCCAAAAGUUGCUGCUGACUGCUUGAUUGUUCAACAGCUUGCAACCGCUGAUUGAUUGUGUGAGUAAUUCUUAAAGCAGUGAAGUCAUUAAAGCUCUAAAUUCACUUGGUCUUCUGCAAAUUUCUUGGUCAAAUGUAUUUAUUACUUCAGUACCUUGUGGUCCUAAACAAUACUGUCCACCACUGGAACCGUUGACUAUUUGUGG
This is a messenger RNA of Stegostoma tigrinum, 1740 nucleotides long. RefSeq lists its product as uncharacterized. The transcript is spliced from 3 exons. Gene Ontology annotation, molecular function: 2-oxoglutarate-dependent dioxygenase activity; methyltransferase activity. The record is from RefSeq and is a predicted model, not a curated record. Bases 94 to 780 code for a protein of 228 amino acids. Lineage: Eukaryota; Metazoa; Chordata; Chondrichthyes; Orectolobiformes; Stegostomatidae.